GUUCCUUCGCUUUGGCUCCCGCGCGCGAGAAGGAAAUGGUAGCGAAAUCCUGGGUCGACGAUGCGCGCAGAACGGCGCGGGAACGUGCGGAGAAGGAUCGUCAGCGGCAUCGCGUAGGCGACGACGUUGGCACAGGCCCCAGCAGCCCCAACGCCUACGUCGAGAUUCGGGAGAGGUGGGAUGGUGCCGAGGAGGAGGCCGUGAACAUCGUAGUGGCUGAGGAGCUUGACAUCUCUACCGAGAAAGCCUCAAGACUUGUCAAUCUCGGUGCCGUGUGGUACUACGACGAGUUCGAAGAGAGGGACUGGAUCCGCAUAAUGAAGCCCAUGAAAAUUCGCUUUGACAUGGUGCUUCGGGUUUUCCCAAAUCCGGAGCGCUACAAGACCUGCUACUUGGACGACUGGGACGAGAGAAUCAAGAAAGUUGAUCGGGAUUUCGUGGUCGUGGACAAGCCACCGCUGCUUCCCUGCUUCCCACAUGUGACAAAUGGGAAGGAGAACUUGAGCCGUGCCGUGGCAGAUGGGCUCAACGUCCGGACUGUCCAAGAGGUAGAGCUUGGCAUGGACGACAAGAACAUGACGCCGAUGACUUGCAUUGACGACGAG
Messenger RNA from Symbiodinium pilosum, 605 nucleotides. NCBI's taxonomy places the organism in Eukaryota, Dinophyceae, Suessiales, Symbiodiniaceae. The record is from the annotation of a GenBank genome assembly.